Messenger RNA from Lytechinus pictus (painted urchin), 5952 nucleotides. RefSeq names its product transportin-3-like. The record is from RefSeq and is a predicted model, not a curated record. The transcript has 6 exons. Gene Ontology annotation, biological process: protein import into nucleus. Bases 23 to 706 code for a protein of 227 amino acids. Lineage: Eukaryota; Metazoa; Echinodermata; Echinoidea; Temnopleuroida; Toxopneustidae. Gene Ontology annotation, cellular component: cytoplasm.
GGUGGGUUUCUACCAGAGUCAUAUGCACUCGUGUUACCUCUACUUGGGCAGUAUACUUGUGGAUGAGUACGGGCAAGAACCUGCCUGUGUUCCAGGACUUAUAGAUAUGUUACAGGCAUUUAUGGCACCAACAUAUACGAUUCUCCAAGAACCAUUGGGUCUGCGCAGUCAUCCAGACACAGUCGAUGAUUUCUUCAGGUUAUGCACAAGGUUACUCCAGAGAUGUCCCCUAGCUAUUCUUCAGUCCCCAGCUAUGCAGUCUAUACUACCAUGUGCCAUUGCAGCUGUUACACUAGACCACAGAGAGGCCAACGCUUCGGUCAUGAAAUUCUUCACAGAAGUCAUCCAGUGCGGAAAGGAAAGAUGGGAAUCAGAAGAUUUCGAACAGAGAAAAGCUGCUGUGAACGGCAUUUUCCAGGAGUAUGGCGAAGCCUUGAUGAAAGCUAUAAUGGAAGCGUGUUCGUUCUACCUACCAGCCUACCGUAUGCCGGAUCACGGCGAAGUUAUCUUCCAUUUGCUAGAGUACGAUAGAGAGAGCUUAUCAAAAUGGCUGGAGGCGGCUCUGAAGACUCUACCAACGGAGACGGCAGGUCGGGUCACGGCCACAGCGAAACAACUUAGUGAAUUCCAUAAGAAUAUUUGCAGUGCUGACGAGGAGAAAAAUGUCUGCUACGCCCUGCGUGAUUUCACCCGCCUCUACAGAUAGCCAACGCGUCGUCAUUGUCCGGGGACACCCUAAGCAAUGAGAGGAUUUUUUUUAACAGUUCUUUUUAAAGCAACAUUUUCUGAAAUUUUAUGGCAAGUUAUAUCGUGAACUUUUUAUUCCUGGUAAGUGACAUUGGAUCUGGUCCUGCUAUGGUUGUGUCUGUAUGCGGAGCCAUCACAGUCUACAUUAUUGAGGAUCGUAGCCCUAAAACACGUCUUACGGGCAUGUUACAAUAUGCAGGAAUCGUAUGAUGAAGACAGGGGCAUGAGGUAUUGUACGGACAUCCUACGAUAACGGCAGGAGAUUUGACGAUCAUCGCAGCUGUUUCAAUGAGACUUCUGCAUCGCUCUGUCUUUGGCCUUCCAGGGCCCCGUCUUGCGAAGAGUUAUGAUCGAUCCGUUCAAUCACAACUAUGGACGGCCAGCAACAUCAUCAUCUAAAAUGCAAAUUUGUUUCAAAUAUUUUCUAGAUAUGAUGUACAUUCGUGCAUUUAUCGCUCUCUUGAAGAUUCAGUGUGAUUCUCUUUGUUUCAAGGAGAUUGUGUGAGAUCCCUGUAGAAAAAAAUUAUGACACUGAUGGAUUUCCAGAGUUACGGUUGAUUGGAUCAAGUGUAACUCUUUGUUAGAUGGGACCUGGAUCUGCAAGGUCCAACACCUGAUAUUGAAUGCCGUAACUGAUGGAAACACAAAAAGGAGCCCACAGCAUCCUGCGGUGCCACCGAAAAAAUGUAGACUAAUCCUCUGUACAAUGAUCUUAGCAAUUGAAAACAAGGUAUUAGCUUUGACUGGCUUGAAUAGAGUACAGCAAUUGUAGCUGGACCAAACUGCAUGAAGCCUUAUGUAAGCCAAUCUUGAAUUAUGUUGAAAUUGAUUCUUAUGUUCUUAUUAUUCCUGAAGAGGAUCCAGUGGCUUGUUGCAGACAGAGUUGCAAUCAAUCGCAACUCCAGAAAUCAAAUACAACUUCAUUUUCUACCAGUCAAAAGCGUGCAUGACUUGCGAUUGAUUUUUUUUUAAGUUGCGUUCAACAGCAACUCUUUAUUCAACAGGCCCCUGAGGACUGUCUCAUGAGACAUAUGAGUGGUGAUUUUCAUUGACAACAGUUAUAAGCUAAUGAAAUCCUUGCUUCUGAUUGGCCAAAUGCAAAUAUGUCAGUGAAAGUCACUGACUAUAUGUUUUAUGAAAUAUUCCCCUGUUUUCAUAUACAUGUAUCUUGGCUAGCCUAGUGAGUUGGUCAAUGCUGAAACAAUUUUAUAAUGCUGGGCAAUUCCAUAUGAUAUGUACGUCCGACACCCAAUAUGUGGGACCUUCAUGAAAUUUUCUGUCUCUGAUCUUUAUGUUCUUUUGACAGUCUGUAAUGCUCUCAAAUGACCAUGACUUGGUUAGUUUAUGACGUGAAGUAAAAUUCUAGAAAAAUGGGGGUCGGACACACAAAAAAGAUGAUUAUGUAAUGGAAUUGCCCUGCUGUUAGUUUACGUUUUUAAUGGUGUAUACAUGUACUUGUGUGUGAGGAUGAUAAAAAUGAUGGUCUUUGACCUUUUAAAUCAGGAUGCGAUGAGAACUUCAGGCAACAAGCAGUGACGGAUUCUUGUUCAACAUUUGUCACACCUUCAUUUCUUUGGCCCUUGAAACUCUGGGUCCCGUAACACAAAGGUUUGUGAUUAAUCGUUCGCUUGAUUUUCACGAUAGAUUGCACAUUUUAGUCCAUGUAAUCAAUCGUAGAAAACAAGUUCUACGAUGAUUGCUAAGGUUUGUGUUAUGGCUCCUGGGGCCCAUUUCAUAAAGGACUUGCAACUGUUGUAACUUUGCAAUUAUGGCAGCUACCACAAAAACAUUGAUCCUGAUUGGCUGCUGAGCCCUGUUACCAUGGUAGUUGCCAUUAUGGCAAAGUUACAACAGUUGCAAGUCCUUUAUGAAACGGGCUCCUGGUAUAAAGUUGUGGUUAACUAUGGAUAGCCAAUUGUGACAAAUCUCUAACAGUAGAGGUUUGUACAUGUAGUAUCAGCUCGUUUGACUCGCAAAUCAUUCUCAACUGUCUGGGAAGGUUGAAUAAGAUAAUUGUCCGCACCAUUAAAGAAUUAGGAAUUAAAAAAAAAACAUACCAUGUAUACAAAUUUUGACAUUUUUGGCUUCCCAUACUUUUAGCACCGAAUGAGACUGUGGUCUAAGUUAAGCCCGAGUUCAGGAUACGGGUUUGUUUUUAAUGUGGUCAUUGCCCUUCAAAGUCUUGAAAGUACCCGUAGUAUUUCUUGAACAGUGAUGCUAAAAAUAUACAUUUUUAGUGCUUUUAUGUGCAUGGAGGAGGGAUACAAUUCAGUCAAAUUGAUAGAGAUUUUCUUUUGCGUAGCCUUAGAAUUCCAGUCUUUAUUGAAUACUUUAACGCAAAAUUAAGAAUGUGGGGUCAUGACUAUGUGUUAUAAUGAUAUUAUGUUUUGUUCCGAGCCAAUUUUGGGGUAAAUGUAACAUGUAAUGAUUUCUUUUUUAAUAUUGAAAGCUUACCAUUGUGAAUGCUCAAUGAACGUCAAUGAAAUAUCAAUACCUGUAUAUUUCAGUACUGAAAAACGCUUGAAAUCUCGUAAAUCCUGAAGUACAAAAAUGAAACAAACCAAUUUUUAAUAAUUUGUUUUUUCUUUAUUCCAAUGUAUGUUAAUAAUAUUCUUUCUCUGAUGCAGGUCAACUGUGUAUGUGAUUGUAUAUGAAGUUAUUUUCUAUUCUAGAUAAAUGUGUAAUUUCAGCAUUGUAAACCAAACACAUAGGCCCGUAUUCUGAAGACGGGUUUAACUUAAACUCAGGUUUAAAGUUGUGGUUUAAGUAUGGACAGCCAAUUGUUACAUAAUCACUAACAGUAGAGAUAUCAUACUUCAGCUCAGAUCAAUCGGCUCUCAAAUCAUUCAUAAUUGUGUAGGAAGUAUAAAUAGAUGAUUGUCUUCACCAUUGAUGAAUCAGGCAAGAGCACAGUAAACAUAAGAAACAUACAACUUAAUAAAAAUUUUGAUACUUUUGGCCUCCCAUACUUAAACCACUACUUUAAACCUGAGUUUAAGUUAAACCCGACUUCAGAAUACGGGCCAUAGUCUCUUGAAAUUGCAUCACAACCACCCUUUUUAUUUACUCUGAUACUCAUGUUAUUUUCCAAUUUCCUAAUUAAACCACAUUCAGUAAAAGAUAUUAUUGACAUUUCCAAGGACAGGCCGUCAAUCAGUUUUGGAGUUGGUCUUGUGGGUUGACUAGCAUACAGUGCACUCCCCCCCCCCCCAAAAAAAAAAAGCUUCCCAAAAUUUAAACACACAAUUCAACCAUGGUUUAUGUUAAACUGGACUUUAGAAUAUGAGCCAAUGUGUAGAAAGUUCUGAAUCUAUCAUUCCCUUUAAUUAUUGCCCGAGAACUAAAACAAGUGCAGCCUCUAUGUCAUAAAAUAAAAGUAUUAAUAUACAUCAGUUAAUAAUGCUGUCGUAAGGCCUUGUCACAUUGUUCUGUGCAAGCUUUGAGUGUGACUUUGGGUAAGUAUUUUUGUUACCCGCAGGACGCCCGCAUUGGCAGUGUCUCGCGCAUAUCUCACAUGCAGUUGCCCGCAGAAGCGCAUGCAAGUCUGAUUUGCACGCAGAAACGUUUGUUGCGAGUGAGUUGUAGGUCCCCUGCAAGGCUUGCACGGAACGAUGUGACAGGGCCUUUAACAUUCACCUUUUUUUUUCUAAAGGAAGCUCAGUGUUAGAGGCCAACUAUUCAAUAAAGUACCAGAGUAACAAAUUAUGGCUAGUAUUUUGAACAAAAGUUAAGGUAACAUUCUAAUUCUCUAUUUUAAAAGCAUAUCUUGAGUUCUCACAUUUGUAUACCGAUUUCUCUGGUGACUUGUACAAACUAUACAUAUGAUAAAGCAUAACAAAAAGCAAGAACGCUCACUCCAGGCAAAAUUUUAAUUUUGAGAAUAAAGGCUUCCCAAAAACAGGGUUGAUUUUUGUUUGCAGGCAAUAUUGGGUUUUGCUUUUUUUCAUCAAUUUUUGUCAAUGUAUUUUGGAUACUUAGUAAGUGUUUGACCCUAAAUCAUGUUUUUCAUCUAUGUCUGUAAAUUUAAUGUUCUUGUUUGAAAUGGCUGGAUUUCAGACUAGCAUUAUGGCUGAUUUCAGGCCUGAAAACCUCCCUUUUCAGGUCUUUUUUAAGGCUUUUAGUGUAUUUCCAUACAAACCAUCAGGAUACAAAAAUCAUGAUUUACAAUGUAAUCAUUAAUCAUUUAAGGGGCCUUUUUCCACUUUCUGUACGGCUACUGUAGGGAACCUGUGUUUGUGCCAUUAUUUUUAGUAAAAGUAAAAAUUUACUGAAAUCCUAUUCUUUGCAUACCGUGAAUUUCUUAAAAUUUGUUUAAUUCUGAUGAAAACUGGAGAUCUAAAUUAAGGUUAAAGCAUAGGCAUCCAAAUAAGGUUCAUUUGAUCAGCAUCUCCCAGCUGAUUAAGUCUAUUUCCAGCCAAUUUCAAGAGAAAAUGUUGUCGGGUGAUUUCACACCCUUUCAGCGCACGCACAUUCUUUUACAUUACUAUUAAACUUUCCCAAAAUCCUCUUUAAUGCAGUUCUUCAACAACAUAAUCUCACCCCCAGAUAUCAAUUUUCAUCCCGUAAACACCUCGCUUACGAGGGUGGUAUAUAUUAUACAUAUAUCAUAAUCUGUUGUAAAGUGUAUUAUUGUGAAUAGAUCCUGUUAAUACCAUUUCAAAUUGGUUGUGCCGUUGAGGAAGAAAACACUCCAGACUGAACUAUGUUAACUCUGUCCAGGUAUUUAAAAAAAAUCUUUUUAUAGUCUCCUGUGCUUUCUAGUUUAUUCUUCGUCAUGUCCGUUCAUUUUUUGUUAGUAAUUUUCUUUAUAUCCCUUAUUUUUCUUUAUAACCUGUUUCCUUUCUCUUGGUAUUUUUUCUUCCUUCCUCUUCUUUUUUCUCCUUUUCUCCUCUUCCUUCACUCCUUCCUUUCUUCCUCUCGGUAUCUGCCAUUCUUUAGUUCUUCUUCCUAUCAUGAUCUUUAUCUUGGCGUUAUGCUGUAAUUUCAAUUUUGUUAACAAUUAUGAAAAAAAAACAUUAUCUCGGAUACAAACUGAAUAUACGUGAAAACCCUUCAUCAGGUCAAUCAUGCUAAUAAACUUGUUAACACACAUGUACAUUGUGAUUGCCAUGCGCGUAUGUUUAUUUCAUCCUAUGUGCGGUUAUAUGAACUUGGAUGGAUUUGAAUAAAUUAUUGAUAUCAAGUGCUUUUGUAUACAAUGUAGAA